AUGGCUGCCAGGAGUGGCGUACCCGGACCUGCCAUCAAGGCGAAAUGCGAGCUGGCAGUCUUCCGUGCGUCAGUUAGCAGACUCAAGCCAUGCUUUACUUACCGCCCUUGCCAUCUCAUGCGCAGAAAGACCUCGCCGGCUGUGCUGCACAAGCGCCUUGGCGGCUUUAGGAUGAAUCUGUCUCAACCUGAGGUCUGCCGAGGUUGGUUUGACCUCUGGCCUGCCGUUCGAGGUCAAGCAUGCGAGCAAGUCUGCGACGGUGUUUGCCACUACGGCCGAGAAAUAGUUGAGGCGUUUGUGCCAAGUCUCGUCGUUCUGGUCAUGUCUCAUCGCUGUGGUCUCGGCUAUGCCGGACUGCCAAAGACAAUCGCAAGGCACGAUCCAGCACCAGUCCUACAGGAUCAGCGAGCAACCAGCGAUAAUGAAUUCACAGUCAUUGUCCGACUUUGA
Messenger RNA from Microdochium trichocladiopsis, 450 nucleotides. RefSeq lists its product as uncharacterized. The record is from RefSeq and is a predicted model, not a curated record. Bases 1 to 450 code for a protein of 149 amino acids. Lineage: Eukaryota; Fungi; Ascomycota; Sordariomycetes; Xylariales; Microdochiaceae. The transcript has a single exon.